Stegodyphus dumicola is the source of this 645-nucleotide messenger RNA. Its product is annotated as histone-lysine N-methyltransferase SETMAR-like. NCBI's taxonomy places the organism in Eukaryota, Metazoa, Arthropoda, Arachnida, Araneae, Eresidae. The record is from RefSeq and is a predicted model, not a curated record.
AUGGUUGUAGCGUUUGAGUUUCUUGACCGUUACAAUACUGACGGAGAAGAGGUUUUGAAAUCCAUUGUGACAGGUGAUGAGACAUGGGUUCAAUAUGACACGCCCGAAACGAAACGACAAUCGCAACUAUGGAUGCACACAAAUUCUCCAAAGAGACCCACAAAAUUCAAACGAACCAUUAACAACCGUAAGGUUAUGGCAACUGUUUUUUGGGACCAAAACGGUGUGUUGCUUGUGGAGUUUAUGCAGCCUGGAAAAACAAUUAAUGCAGAUUCAUAUUGUGAAACUUUGCGACGCUUACAGAGAGCUAUUCAAAACAAACGAAGAGGCAUGCUGACUUCUGGUAUUGUUCUAAUCCACGACAAUGCCUGUCCUCACAGCGCUCGUGUAACCCAACGGCUCCUUCAACAAUUUCAAUGGGAUAUUUUCGAACAUCCACCAUAUAGUCCCGACAAAGCGCCGAGUGACUUUCAUCUGUUCCUUGAACUGAAGCAGUGGCUUGGCGGGAAGCGCUUCCAAAAUGAUGUGGAGCUGAAACUGUCACAACUCACUUCCAAUCAUUGGCGGGGACAUUUUAUGAAGAGAGUAUUGCAAAGCUUGUUCACAGAUAUGACAAAUGCCUCAAUCGUCAAGGUGGUUAUGUAG